AUGGUGCAAUACCUUAAUGACUUUAAAUUUGGAGAAGGUGUGUCGGGUGGUGUUGAAGUUGUACUUCAUAGUGUUAAUAGGGUGUUAAGUGCACGACAUGAUGACGGAUAUCUUGCAAUGCUUACUGUUGAUUUCUCAAAUGCCUUCAAUUUAGUGGAUAAAUCUACCUUACUUCACGAGGUCAGGAUGAGGUGCCCUUCCAUUUCCUUAUGGGUCGAAUUCUUAUAUGGCCAUGCAACAAGGUUGUAUUUGGGAGAUAAGCAUAUUUGGUCCACUACUGGGGUCCAGCAAGGUGACCCUUUGGGACCACUUCUUUUUGCUCUUGUACUGCACCCAUUUAUACAUCAAAUUAGAGACAAUUGUAAGCUUAUUCUUCAUGCUUGGUACCUUGAUGAUGGGACAGUCAUUGGAGAUUCAGAGGAGGUGGCUAGAGUAUUGGACAUCAUUAGGGUGGCAGGCCUAGGAUUGGGGCUUGAGCUGAAUAUAACGAAAACUGAGCUAUUUUGGCCUUCAUGCGAUGAUAGGAAGCUUCGUUCAGGUUUGUUCCCUGCAGACAUUGGCCGACCGUCAGUGGGGGUGAAUCUUCUUGGGGGAACUGUUAGUAGAGACGUGAGUUUUAUUAGCGGGUUAGCCAUGAAGAGGGCUGCCAAGGCUGUUGAUUUGAUGCGCCUUCUACCACAGUUACAUGACCCCCAAAGUGAGCUUCUUUUGCUUCGAUCUUGCAUGGGCAUCGCCAAACUUUUCUUUGGUCUGAGAACAUGCCAACCCGCUCACAUGGAAGAGGCUGCUCUGUGUUUUGAUAAAGGGUUACGUGAGUCGAUUAAAGAUAUUGUGGUUUGUGGGGGUCCGUUCUUUGGGGACCUUCAAUGGCGACUGGCUUCGUUACCAAUUAAAUUCGGUGGUUUGGGAUUUUACUCAAUAGUAGAGGCUUCCUCAUAUGCUUUUGUUACCUCACAGGCUCAAUCAUGGGUGUUACAAGACCACAUCUUACGAAAUAGCGGCAUAUGCGGUAUGGAUUUAGAUUAUGUUUAUGCUUUGGCUUGUCUUCAUGAUACGAUUCCGGGCUUUGACUUUAGCGGUUUCACUAAUAAGGACACCGCCCCUCCAAAAGCCCAACAUUCAUUGGCGAGUGCCCUUUUUAGUAAAAUUGUCAAAGACAUGGAAGUUCACUUCGACAUGACGAUUAGGCAAAAAGCUAUUUUUGAGUGUCUAAGGGCCCCACAUGCUCAGGAUAUUCUUAUGACUAUUCCUAUUGACGGUCUUUGCCAACAUAUGUCGCCAGUGGAGUAUCGUGCCAUCCUCAAGUAUCGCCUUAUGAUCCCUUUAUUUCCAGCUGACGAGACUUGCCCUGUUUGUCGUAAAGUGUGUUUGGACUCGUUUGGGGAGCAUGCAAUUCAUUGUAAAGAGCUCCCAGGUUUCAAGUACCGACACGAUCUGGUUAAGGAUAUUUUGUUUGACAUAUUUAGACGCGCUGGGGUUUCUGCCAAGAAAGAGGCACCUGUGAACUUUCUGACUGACCCAUUGGAAGGAAGAUCAACACUUAGACCAGCUGAUUUGCACUUUGGGCUAUAUAUUCUUUAUGAAUAA
Messenger RNA from Lactuca sativa (garden lettuce), 1587 nucleotides. The record is from RefSeq and is a predicted model, not a curated record. NCBI's taxonomy places the organism in Eukaryota, Viridiplantae, Streptophyta, Magnoliopsida, Asterales, Asteraceae.